UGGCCCGGCAGUUUGUUGUGGACAUCCAGUGCUCAGGGAUCUGUGGGGACUAUAUACUGUGUCUCGUCGUGAGAUAACUCCUAGUUGUACAUUAGUGCUUAUAGUUCUACUCGUGCUGCUGUCAUACACGCCCUUCACGGACAGGUAACCCGCCGGGGCGAGGUGGUCCCUCUCAGUGCUGCAGGCAGAGUGAGGACUUGUUCAUCCCCAUGCAUGGGUCAGUGAUCUUCCAUUCAUGGGUCGAGUGAGAGCCGAGUGGUCGCGUCGCAGGAUCCUCUACACAAACUUCCCGCCAUCUGUGUCGUCCCGUCCACUCCACCUCCAGCGAGAUGGCGCUGGACUGCGGCACCGCCUUCGCCAAGUAUCUCUUGUGCUUCUUCAACUUCAUUUUCUUCGCUGCCGGGGGACUGGUGCUGGCGCUCAGCAUCUGGCUGGCGGUGGACAACACCUCCUUCCUGCUGCUGACGCGGGUGUCGGACAAUGAGAGCCUCCAGCAGUUCAACCAGCCCUCCGUCAUGGAGCAUGGCGCCUACGUCCUCAUCGUCGCCGGCGGCCUCGUCUUCCUCAUCGGCUUCUUGGGAUGCUGCGGAGCCGCCAUGGAGUCCAGAGCAUUGCUCACAAUGUACGGUCUGAUGAUCAUCGUUAUCUUCAUCCUGGAGGUCACCGGAGGCGCCCUGGCUGCUGUUUACAAGACUGAGGCGAAGGAGGAGCUGCAGAACUUCUUGAAGCACACCCUCAAGCACUACUACUCCACCCACGACCAGGCCAACUCCGUCACCGUCGCUUGGAACGCCCUCAUGGGCCAGCUAAAGUGUUGUGGGGUGAACAACUACACAGACUUCCAGCAGGCGGCAUUGUGGCAGGCAAACAAGUCAAGUGAUAUCUUGAUCCCGAGGGCCUGUUGUGUCCUCGAGGGUGACCCUAUCAAGUUCUACCCACUCGACCCCUCUUGUCCUUCCAGCCCUAAUCAGGAUAACUCCUACUACCUCACAGGCUGUCUGAGCAGGUUACAGGAGAACACCUUCUACUACUUGACUCCCAUGUUGUCUGUGGCCAUCUGUCUGGGCACACUGCAGCUAAUCCUCAUCACACUCUCGUUUUACAUGUGUAGGGCCAUUAGCAAGGCUCUCAAGGUUGCUACGGUAGACUGAUGCAGUGGGUGGAAAACCACGUCAAUGUGCUCAUGGGGAUUGGCAUAGGUGUGGGCCUCUUUGAACUUCUCUCGGUGGCAUUUGCCUUCUGUCUGUGUUCCUCUCUGGGUCACAAGAUCAAGUGACGCCAGCAGCGGCAUGAUCACUAGUUCACCACUGACUAGGAACAAAUGUGCUGCCGAUGAUCAAUACAGUGACUGACCCAUUAUGUUAACAAUUUUGGGAGGAACAAGAACACGAUUAUACUGUACAUGCACUAUGGAAAUGGGAUGAAUGAACAAGACCAUAUCAGUGAAAAAUUAAGUGUUCAACAAUAAUCCAAAUAAAUUUUUCCUAUUGGUGUUAUUGGAAGUAUGGUAUAUUCAACAAUUCUUUGGCAUUGUCUUCAACUAUUAAAUUUAUUUUUUGUUUUUACUUCAGAAAAUAGGUUAAGAAUUUGUAGGAAAGUGAAAAAUUUUAAGAUUUCUAUUGUAAAUGUUAAAUAUACAUAUAUUACUUAUAUCUUCCUGUUGAGUUAAAUCUAUCAACCUUCCCAGAAAUGUGACAUAUCGUCUAAACUUUCACACAUACACACACACACACAAACACAGUACUAGGACUUGGAUGCAUGAACCAAAUAUUGGAUUGUAACCGAGGUAGAGCACCGGGGAACUCUACCCUAACACUGCUCAUUGCCCCAAUUUAAUUCUCUUGCUAUCUGUUUUCUGUGUUCUCUACUGUUUAAUAGAUCUGUGUAUCCUUCAGUUUUUUUUCUCAACAUUUGCUUUAUCACACUGUUUUCUCACAGCCCACUUGGUCUUCCGAUCAUCAUAUUUCACCCAGUGUUUCUUCUUUUCCCAUAUUAAUCUUCAGAUUCUAUUUCCUUUUGCUCAUCAGCCAUCAUAUUUAAACCACCAAAUAAGACAGAACAAUAUUUAUCUUCUAAUCAUUCCCAUCAUCCGAGUGGGAACUGGACCAAGAAUAGUCACUCCUCUGGACCAGCAUGUCAUUUUCUUUCAUACACAUGUGAUUCCCGAGGUUAAACUAUAUUAUUACACUGUUAAAUUUUGAGGCAAAUUAUAUCCCAUGUUGUUAUAUUGUAUGCAAGUGGUCCAUUAGUAUUUUUUAUGCAAUAUAAGGUCUAAGAGACUAUUUUUAAUGGACCUAGUUAAUUUUUAUAUAGUAGGAGUAAUCAUAUAAUUUGCGAGGAACAGUGCACAUAUAAAUAUUAACAAAUACCUUUCACUCUCUGCUCUAUGUAAGAAAACAUUGUCAUUGAUGUGCAACAACCAUAAGAUAUUUUCUUUAAGGCUGCAUUUACAGUUUAUCUCAGUCAACUACCUCUUGUAUGCCAAUACUGUAUAUUUAUGUGAUUUUGUUAUUCUUAUAUGAUGAAUGAAGCUCAUGGCGACCAUUUGUUAAAACUAGGCAUUCAGGAGUAUAUUAUAUAUAUAUAUAUAUAUAUAUAUAUAUAUAUAUAAUUAUUAUUCACAUAAUCUCUUAUUUCUUCUUUUUUACAUAAAUGUAUAAAGUUGAUGUAUUAAUUGCUGUGUUGUCAGCAGUUGAUUAUUUGAUAAGAACUUUAUAUUGCAUGAUCAAGCAAUUAGGACAAAUAUUAUUAAGGUACGUACCUAGUAAAUUUGUUAAAUAUGAGAAUGGUUUCCAAAGGUGGAUUUUUUUCUGUUUUAGUCUGUUCUGGUAUAUAUAUAUAGCAAAGUAGAACCCUAUUUUUUUUUCCAGAUAGCUUCAGAUUUGUAUGAUUUACAUAGUUGUGACAGAUUUUUCUAUGUGAUAAAACACUUGUAGUAUAGCUUGUAAAGUUCUUUAGUAUGUAGCAAUAAUUUAUAUACAAAAGAUUUGAUAAAAAAUGGAUCUAAACAAGAGUAAGACGACAGACAAUCUGUGAUGUAGUCUUGCUGGGAUGAAAUAUAGUUUGUCUCUAAAACAAUGAUAUAUCCAAUAGUUUAUUGUAGAUUACUAUAGCAUGAUGUCUUUUAUUGAUUACUUUGUAAAAAUGCAUGUUAUGAUCAUUUUUUUCUGAGCACACACUCCAUUUGAGUGUCAAUCCAAAAUGGUACAAACUUUUGUUUUUAAUUACUGCAGUCAAGAGGUUUUAAUACCAUUUUGACCUUAAAUAUGUGAGCAGUUAUUGUUAUCUCCUGUCUAUUCAUUCAUUCAUUUAUUUGGUGCCAACAACUUCGUAUUUAUGGUGCCAUACAAAUGAUUUUUUUUUAUGAGUCUGUCCUUCUCUGAAGCAUAUAACAUUUCUUACCCCUAAAGUUUAAUUUAUUCCAGUCUCAACAGAGGUUUAUUACAUUUGACAAGUUUUGUUUAAAUUCAAUUUGUGUCAAGUCCGUUACAAAUACAUUUGUCUAAAUAUAAUUAGUUUCAAGUGAAUUACCCAUAUAUUACAACUGUGUUAGGUUUCAGGGCUGCCACAAAAUUAUUAAGCCACAAAGUUAUUAAAGGAUGUGAAAUGUCAGUGAUAGUGAACAUGUUUCUGUUAAUGUAUAUUCCUGAGUGUUGACUACAGAAUGGUGAGCACGUCAAAUCAUUUUAUAGAUGCAUUAUUAUUGAAGGUUAUAGGGUUCCCCCCCACCCCACAACACCUCAACAGUCCUCCCCCAAACACACUUUAGAAAACCACCUGCCUUCAUGAGGCCAGUACUAGAGAGUGCCAUGCCAACAAAUCUCAGAACAAGAAAAUUUGCUACAAGGUUGGUACCAGAAAUAUAGCUCAGUUGGGAGGAAAGACCAAGGAAACUGAACCUUAAAUUACUGUACUGGAAAAAAAGAUUAGAACAGGAGGGACCUGAUCACAGAUGAACAAGAUAGUAAGAAAGAAUGCAUGGACAAGGAUAAAAUAUUUACUACAGGCAGAAAAAAAAAACAAGGAGUAUAGAUAACUGCUGGAAUAACCUAAUGAGAGACAUUAGGAAGCACACUUUCAAGGUUACGAAUAGCAACCCUGGAUCAGAGAAGUGUUAACGAAACUUAAUUCAACCAAAGUUUUAUUAAUAGAAUUGUCAAAGCACAAGAAGCUUGAUAGUUCACAUCAACUGACAGCUAAGAGGCAGGGCCCAAGAGUUGGAACUCAUGCCCUUCAAGUAAAAAAAAAAAAAAAAAAAAAAAAAAACACAAAUUUCCCUUUCAUCCCAAUCUUAAUUUUUGUUUCAUUCAAAAGACCUCUCUACUGUGCCUAUCUGUUCUUUAACCCACACCCACUUCACAUGGACACUUACCUGGUGUGUGCUCUAUUGUCUUUCACCUUUGCUAUAUAUCACUGAAUAGACUGACAUGAAUAAACAUAAUUACCAAAGAAACGGAUACAGAUACAGUAACAAGAUAAAUGAAAACGAAGGUCACUUGCCUAUGUUAAUGUUGCUGUUGACCGUAUGGAAUAUUUUUACUUGGAGACCCCACAAGGUGUAUCGCAUUGUGAUUGUAGUGUCUGUCCGCACUACCUCUUGGAGGAGUUGUGGUCAUAUUGGCUCCACUGUGUCUUGAAGAUGGUGUCACAGUGACUGUACUGCCUCCUGAACGUGUUGUGGAUCUACCGAACAGAGAAGAUGACUUUACAUGUGCAACAUAAACAUUUUAAAUGUGAUGUAAUCAGUUGACAUGCAUUGUUUGUCAUAUACUUUGAUAAAAACAAAUCUUUAAACAGUUGAUUAAAUGUACUAGUGUAUUCAGAUAUCUUUCAUAAUAAAAUUCUGUUAAUAUUA
Messenger RNA from Procambarus clarkii (red swamp crayfish), 4855 nucleotides. The record is from RefSeq and is a predicted model, not a curated record. Lineage: Eukaryota; Metazoa; Arthropoda; Malacostraca; Decapoda; Cambaridae.